CCGGCGCGCGCCGGGGUAACGAGCGCGCCCGUCACCGGCUGCCGGCAACCAUGAUUACUUCCGGUUUCUCUUCCCCCAACCCCCCAGCAGCAGCUCAGGAGGUCAGACCUGCCACUGAUGGUAAUAGUAGCAGCAGCUCCUCCUGCAAGAAGAGAAAGUUAAAUAACAGCAGCAGCAACAACUCUGAGAGAGAGGAAUUUGAUUCCAUUUCCUCCUGCUCCUCUUCUCCUUCUAAAAGCAACUCCUCAUCAUCUUCCUCCAUCAUCACCUCCUCCUCCUCAGGAGUUGCCUCCUCCAACCAUCACCUCCAGAAGAAGCUGCGUUUUGAGGAUUCCUUGGAUUUUAUUGGACUCGAUGUGAAGAUGGCUGAAGAGUCGUCUUCCUCCUCCUCUCCUGCUGCCUCUUCUCAACAGCAGCACCAACAACAGCUCAAAAACAAAAGCCUUUUGAUUUCUUCAGUGGCUGUGGGGCACCAUGCAAAUGGUCUGACCAAAGCUGCCUCUUCUACUGUUUCCAGUUUCGCCAACAGUAAACCUGGCUCUGCUAAGAAACUAGUGAUCAAGAACUUUAAAGAUAAACCCAAAUUGCCUGAAAACUACACAGAUGAAACCUGGCAAAAACUGAAAGAAGCUGUAGAAGCUAUCCAGAACAGUACUUCAAUUAAGUACAAUUUAGAGGAGCUCUAUCAGGCUGUUGAAAAUCUCUGCUCCUACAAGAUUUCUGCAAACUUGUAUAAACAAUUGAGACAGAUCUGUGAAGACCACAUUAAAGCACAAAUUCACCAAUUCAGAGAGGAUUCGCUGGAUAGUGUCCUUUUUCUAAAGAAAAUAGACAAAUGUUGGCAAGAUCACUGCAGACAAAUGAUCAUGAUUAGAAGUAUCUUUUUGUUCUUGGAUCGAACUUACGUACUUCAGAAUUCAAUGCUGCCAUCUAUUUGGGAUAUGGGGCUAGAAUUAUUCAGGACUCAUAUAAUUAGUGACCAGAAGGUUCAGAACAAAACUAUUGAUGGCAUUCUUCUGCUGAUUGAGAGGGAAAGAAAUGGUGAGGCUAUUGACAGGAGUUUACUGCGAAGCCUUCUAAGCAUGCUUUCUGACUUGCAGAUUUAUCAAGAUUCUUUCGAACAUAGAUUCUUGGAAGAGACUAACCGUUUGUAUGCAGCAGAGGGACAGAGGCUUAUGCAGGAACGAGAGGUUCCAGAAUAUCUUCAUCAUGUCAACAAGCGCUUGGAAGAAGAAGCAGACAGGAUAAUCACUUAUUUAGAUCAGAGCACACAGAAGCCACUAAUUGCUACUGUAGAAAAGCAACUUCUAGGUGAACAUUUAACAGCCAUUCUUCAGAAAGGUUUAAACCAUCUCCUUGAUGAAAAUCGAAUUCAAGACCUCUCUCUUCUGUAUCAGUUGUUCAGCCGAGUGAGAGGUGGAGUGCAAGUUCUCUUGCAACACUGGAUUGAAUACAUAAAGGCAUUUGGUAGCACAAUAGUAAUUAAUCCAGAAAAAGACAAAACGAUGGUCCAAGAACUACUUGAUUUUAAAGAUAAAGUUGACCAUAUUAUUGAUGUUUGCUUCCUCAAGAAUGAGAAGUUUGUAAACGCCAUGAAAGAAGCAUUUGAAACAUUCAUUAACAAAAGACCAAAUAAGCCAGCUGAGCUCAUAGCUAAAUAUGUAGAUUCAAAGCUUCGUGCAGGCAACAAAGAAGCUACUGAUGAAGAACUUGAAAAAAUGCUGGAUAAAAUCAUGAUCAUAUUUAGAUUCAUAUAUGGAAAAGAUGUGUUUGAGGCCUUUUAUAAAAAAGAUCUAGCAAAGAGGCUACUAGUUGGGAAAAGUGCAUCAGUAGACGCUGAAAAAUCUAUGCUUUCCAAACUCAAACAUGAAUGUGGAGCUGCUUUCACCAGCAAACUUGAAGGAAUGUUUAAGGAUAUGGAGCUUUCAAAAGACAUAAUGAUACAAUUCAAACAGUAUAUGCAAAAUCAGAAUGUACCUGGAAACAUUGAACUCACAGUGAAUAUACUGACUAUGGGUUAUUGGCCAACCUAUGUGCCUAUGGAGGUCCAUUUGCCCCCAGAGAUGGUAAAACUGCAGGAGAUUUUCAAGACCUUUUACUUAGGAAAACACAGUGGUAGGAAACUUCAGUGGCAGUCAACACUAGGACACUGUGUGCUAAAAGCAGAAUUUAAAGAGGGCAAGAAAGAACUUCAGGUCUCCUUGUUCCAGACGCUGGUGCUGCUCAUGUUUAAUGAAGGAGAAGAGUUCAGUUUAGAGGAGAUAAAGCAAGCCACUGGGAUAGAGGAUGGAGAGCUGAGAAGAACACUUCAAUCUCUGGCUUGUGGCAAAGCCAGAGUACUGACUAAAAGUCCCAAAGGAAAAGAUGUGGAAGAUGGUGAUAAAUUCACAUGCAAUGAUGACUUUAGACACAAGCUUUUCAGGAUAAAGAUCAAUCAAAUUCAGAUGAAAGAAACGGUAGAGGAACAGGCAAGCACUACAGAGAGAGUAUUCCAGGACCGGCAAUACCAGAUUGACGCUGCAAUUGUGCGAAUCAUGAAGAUGCGCAAGACAUUGAGUCAUAACUUGCUUGUGUCAGAGGUUUACAACCAGCUUAAAUUCCCAGUAAAGCCUGCUGACCUUAAGAAGAGAAUAGAAUCUUUAAUUGACAGGGACUACAUGGAAAGAGAUAAAGAGAACCCAAAUCAAUACAACUAUAUUGCAUAAACAUAUGUUGGCCUUUGUUUUACUGCACACUUGGUGUCAUACGCAAUUGCCAGUGGAUAAACUAGCCUGUUGAUCCCAUUAAUUGACUUUUUAUACUACCGAUGACUGAAUGAAAGCAGUGUAAUGGAAAAGUAUAGUAGAGUGGACUUCUUUCAGUGGUUAACAUGCCCAUUUAAAGAGUACUAUUUACAUUUUACGAAGAAUGCUGUUGAACUCUUUGCAUGUUAUUUAGUAAGAUGUGCAGAAGGCUGCAAGAAAGUACCUGGUCUUCGUGAUUCCAUUUGUCUCUGGGUCUGAAGAGGAGUCCCUUGAUAUAUGACAGAUGUCUUUCACACCUUUAAACAGAAACAGAAGGUUAAUUAAUAUAAGAAAAUAGCCUUUAAAAUGCUUAAACUGCAUGCAAACUUUUAAUUUACUGUACAGAAUGCAUUUCAAUUAGCAACAUACCAUUGGUUUGGUGGAUACCCACACUUGGAUUUUUCCUUUGAGGGUGGGAAAAUGGGGAAUAAGCUGAGCUAUACUUAUGAUCUGAUGGAAUAUAUUCUUAGUCACAAUUAAAACAAAAUUGUACCAAUAUAAAAUGAUGUAUAAAGUUUGCAGUGUGGGCAUAUAUAUUAUAUAUACAAACACCAUUCUUACAUAACUGUUACAACAAAACAGGUUCAGGUUUAUAUUUAUAUGGCUUGCCUAUAAAACUUAGUGUUCACUUUGGGGAAUUUUAAGCAUAAAAGAGCCAUAAUGGAAAAAGCGACUUUUUUUUUUUUCCACCAGUCAUGGGUAGGAGGCUUUCACCUCUUGGCAGCAAUACUCUACAAAGAGAAUCUAUUUAAAGAUAUUUAUGAAAAGCCACACUGUUCUUUUGGUAAAGCUAUAAGAACAAAAAUUACAAAUGGAUUUUAAUACUUGUUUUGCUUUGCAACAUUCUAAACUUGAACUAACCUCAAGGUUUAGACAGGGCAGCUUUUAAUAAGACUGCCCUGCUUUGGAUUGCUUUAACUUAAAGCUUUAAGAACUCAGCCCUAGAUGUGGCAGGCCUCCUAGAACCCAGACACCUACCUCUCAUAUAGAAAGAUAGUUAAGUAUUGCUACGAGGCAUCUAGAAGCUAUUUCCUUAGAUGACCAGAGAGCAUUCCUUGCAUCUUUAUAAAACAUGGGAGAAUAAGUCACUUGAAUGCAGAGCUUUGUUUCGAUGGAAUGAUUUUUUAUUGCUAUAGUAGUGUCUGUCCAGAAUAUUGGGGGGGGGGGGAGGGGGGCAGAAGAGAAGAAAAAGUGUCAGCAGAAAAUGUAACUCCUCCAUGAAACUGUUCUUCCUUACCCAGCUAAGCUUUAGACCUACCAUCAGCUGUGUUGCAGAGCACAAUGAAAACCUCAUCCUCUUUCAGGCACUGAUAGUCCUGGAGAAUACCAGAUAUUUCUUGAAAGCAAGAUGUUAUUUUUUUGUUCAAAGGCAAUGUAACUUAAGUCCUUACAAUCUAUAACUUUUAUCACUGUGAUCCCAUAUUCAGGGGUGUGUGUGUGUGUGUGUUAGGGGGAGAGAGUGUGUGUGUAUAUUUAUAUAUAUAUAUAUAUAGUAUCUGACACAUCCCAUCCCUACUGCUUUUUUGGUCCACUGUUUAAUUCCAUAUUUUCUCCAGCUGUGUUUUUUUUUUCCCAAGCUCUUCUAUAUACAGUCCUCAGUUGACAGAUGAAGCAGAUGUUUUCUUCUUACUUAAUUAAUUGUUGCCAACCUCUACUAACUGUCGUAUACAGCUCAUGAAACAAUCUGCAGAAAAUCUACCUAUUCCUUGACACUAUUGCAGCAUAAUCACUGGUAGACAUCCAGGAACACCCUUGCCUCUGUAAGAAAAAUGCUACCAAUAGAAUUUUAGUAAGAAACUUGGACACUGCUCCUGCAAACAGAGGCAGAUCUUUAAGGAUUAGUUCAAAUAGAGAUCCACUAGGGAGGAAAGAAUGCCUGAAAAAAAAGCCUUCUGUAUUCUGCAGUCAAUGUUCCUUUUCCUUGUAUGUGUUUUCUAUCUUCAGCCAAUAAAAGAUUACUUUUUAAAAAGGUAUUUUGGAGAAGAAGCAUAAUACUUAACUCUUUAGAAGGCAGAUGAUGACGAAAAUCAAUACUGAACUGGUUCUGUUCAGUCUAUUACAGCAAAUAAAAAAAAACUUUAAAGUUUUUUUUAAAAAAAAGGCAAAAGUAAAAUCCUCCCUCAUUAGACAAGUGUAUUACAUUCAGUCAAAUCACCAAAAAAGGUCCAAAUGCUUAUUUAAUUUUUAUCAGAUCUAUUUCAGUAAUUUAGGUGCAGAAACUAUAACACAGAAGAUCUCAUCAGACUUCAAGAUCUGAGGCAGACCCUAAGCUUUUUGUUGGCAAUCUAGUUAAAGCAACCCAAAGAACAACUUUGAGAAUAUUGGCUAGGCUGAGAAGAUGGGUGAGAGGGGGCAGGGAAGAAGCCUUUCGUUCUUGUAUCUUCAUGGCUUUUCCCCCAAGAACUUGUUCAUCUCUUCUGCUAAGGUCUUGCUCAUUCCUGGUUAAUGACAAAGCUGCAGCCAAGAUUAUUGUCCAGCUGAACAACUCCACAACUCUUUGCUGGGAUCAUGUGCCUGCCUAUUGAGCCAUAUAUAUCUCUAUAUAAAAAAUAAUGUGGGCUUGGACCACAGCUCAUCUGGCUAUAACACAGCUUGUCUGUUUGGCCACACAUUUUUAAUCUUGACUCUUGCAUGCAGUUUAUAGCACCUUGUUCAUAAGAAAUUGCAGUUUAUUCUUAGAAAUAUAUAUUUUAGGUUUUUUAAUCUUUAUACCCAUAAAUGGACUAUUUUUUUGUCUUGGCUGGUUUAAAAAGUGACCAUUUUGUUUAAAUGCUGUAAUUGCAAAUGUGUUGUAAACAUUGUUUUGUUCUAUAGGUUACACAAAGGUGCCAAAGUAAAUAGUUAAUAAAAAAAAAAAAAAAAAAAAAGCAAAUUGUUAAGUUGCUUUAGCUGUGGUUCAUAUUUUGGUCUCUUCUCCCUUUUUUUUUUUUCAGUUAGUCUUUAUUUUUCCUAAACAUAUCAUUUGCCCUAAUGCUUUCUUUUUUUAAAAAAAAAAAAAAAAAAGGUGCAUCUAAAGAAAUGUUCAAAUACCACUUUGUUUUUAGUGAUUUCGUACAGUAGAAAGAGUAUUUUCUUUGAAAAGUUAUGCUAAAAUUGUAAGAGUACAGCAGCAUUCAAAAAUGUAAUAUACUUUUUGUAUAAGAAUCCUUCAAGGUAUGUUGGGGGGAGGGAGAGGAGGGGAGGGAGAAACAACCCUGUUACUUUUCAGAAGCCUCUUCACUCGGCUACCAGAAUAUACAAUUGUGCUUUUUCACUGCAUCAAAAAGUUAUAGUUUAUGCAGACUUGCAAACAGGGCAUGUGUCACCAUUGCAUCCUUUGAUGCAAAAAGCAAAACCUUUUUAAUGUUUCAUAACAAGUCUGGCAUGGGUACAGAGAGUCUUUCUUAAGUUGGUAAAUAAUGUAAAUACAUGUCCUUUCAAAGAGUGAGUCUGUUAUCUAGGUAUUUUGUGUCAUUUAAUAAAUAUUAAACAGUUUUGUGUUGAUAAAAUUGUGUGUAAAAUGCCUUCUUACUCAAACUUCUGUAUGUUGGGCUUACUGAUGUUUGUGGCUUCCUUGAAAUCUUUAGCUUGUGCUUUCAUAACAAAAUACCUGUUUGCUGCUUAAAUAUGAGUAGUUCCUUUUUCAUUCAGUCAUUAAAAUCCCUUGAGUUUUCUAA
Rhea pennata is the source of this 6439-nucleotide messenger RNA. It is a transcript of the gene CUL4B, whose product is annotated as cullin 4B. The coding region runs from base 51 to 2705 and encodes 884 amino acids. The record is from RefSeq and is a predicted model, not a curated record. Gene Ontology annotation, biological process: ubiquitin-dependent protein catabolic process; DNA damage response; protein ubiquitination. Gene Ontology annotation, cellular component: Cul4B-RING E3 ubiquitin ligase complex. Gene Ontology annotation, molecular function: ubiquitin protein ligase binding. NCBI's taxonomy places the organism in Eukaryota, Metazoa, Chordata, Aves, Rheiformes, Rheidae. The transcript is spliced from 21 exons.